CUGCGGGAUGGCAGCAAGAGCGAAACGAGCCAAGGUGGAGGAUGGCUCGGAGCUGAGCCCUCUGCAGAGCUUUUUGCAGUGGUGUGACGGAGUAGGCCUGGAGCUCAGCAGUAAGGUGUGCGUGAGUAAAGAGGGGACCGUGGCCGAGUACGGGAUGCUGGCCAAGGAUGACAUAGAGGACGGGGAGGUUUUGUUCACCAUCCCCAGAUCAGCUCUCCUCCAUCAGGGAACAACCAAAGUUUCUACCUUGCUGGAGAAAGAGCGGUCGACUCUGCAGAGCUCGUCGGGUUGGGUUCCCCUGCUGCUGGCUCUGCUGUAUGAAUACACAUCCUCACAGUCCCACUGGAGAGCCUACCUCUCUUUGUGGACAGACUUCAAAACACUGGAUCAUCCCAUGUUCUGGUCUAAAGAGGAGAGAGGCGGGCUCUUGAAGGGAACAGGUGUGCCGGAGGCAGUGGACAGGGACCUGGCUAACAUCCAGCGCGAGUACACAGAUGUGGUCCUGCCAUUCAUGAGCAGACAUCCUGACCUCUGGAGCCCCGGCACACACACACUGGACUUGUACACACAGCUUGUGGCCUUUGUCAUGGCCUACAGUUUCCAAGAGCCACAAGAUGAGGAGGAUGACGAUGAGGAGGAGGAGGAGGGGGAGGAGAAGCCUCCCAACCCACCAAUGAUGGUUCCCAUGGCUGACAUGCUUAACCAUGUGUCCAAUCACAAUGCUAAUCUGGAGUUCACACAAGUGAGGACACAUCUGUUACGGCAGCUUUGCACCUUUGAAAAUCAUCUACUGUAGAUAAAAGAUGGGAGAAGCCAGCGUGAUGCUGAUGAUUCGUUUUUGAUGUGCAAGACAAGCAAGAGGUGGCGAAACACUCG
This is a messenger RNA of Neolamprologus brichardi, 876 nucleotides long. The record is from RefSeq and is a predicted model, not a curated record. NCBI's taxonomy places the organism in Eukaryota, Metazoa, Chordata, Actinopteri, Cichliformes, Cichlidae.